This is a messenger RNA of Notothenia coriiceps (black rockcod), 885 nucleotides long. RefSeq names its product protein ITFG3-like. The transcript has 5 exons. Lineage: Eukaryota; Metazoa; Chordata; Actinopteri; Perciformes; Nototheniidae. The record is from RefSeq and is a predicted model, not a curated record. The annotation marks the transcript as partial.
AGUGUGUAUGUUUACGGAGCUAAAGUUGACAGGCAGUUGUUGUCAGGCCUACUACCUGUAGUUAGCCUCACCAGUGACCACUAAAGAAGACAGUGGGGAACAAAUAGAAUUGUGGGCUGGUAAAUGCAUUGAGGCUACAAUGGAGACGACAGGCAGUGCCACUGAAGGCGACCCUCUGAAGAGCGGAGAGGAAGGAGCAGAGACGGGAACAGCACCAUCAGCAGCAGAGCUGAAGAAGAAGAGUUAUAAGGAAGUCAUCGGGCUAACCAAGCUCACCCAUUGGAGAACCGGAUUCUUCUUCUUCUCCUUGUUCCUCUGCCUCACCAUAGUGUUCGCCUUCUCCUUCGUCCUCCCCUGUCCUGUCAGACCACAGUACAACGUUACUUGGAACAGGAAUUUCACUGAAGCAGAAACAUAUGACUUCUUAGCCAUAGAAGAUGCAAGCAAAGACAAGGUGAUGGAUGUCUUGUUUGUCCUGAAAGACACAGAACCCAGUCCGAACAACACGUGUGCUAAUGCAGGUCUGCCCUCUCCAUGUGUGUUUGUGAUGGCAGUGGACGGGACGGGUGGGAAGACACUGUGGGGCCGUCCGCUGGCUCCAGAGUUUCACUGGGCCCAGUGCGGUCUGGAAGAUGAAACCGGCAGAACCUGGGACUGUCUGCUGUCCCACUCCGACCAACUCACAGCUCUUGACAAAUUCACUGGGGAGGUCAGGUGGCAGCAUCCUCAGCCUCCUGGUCUGCGCAGCACCGUGCCCGUUCUGAGCGUCCCGGAUCUGGACGGGGACAAGGUCAGCGAUGUGGCUCUGGUAGCAUCUGACGACACUCAGGUAAACAUCAGUGGUAUAACUUAUGAUUUAGCAUCUAUCCUGACACAGGGUCCCAG